Sorghum bicolor (sorghum) is the source of this 1007-nucleotide messenger RNA. RefSeq lists its product as uncharacterized. The record is from RefSeq and is a predicted model, not a curated record. The transcript is spliced from 3 exons. Bases 143 to 787 code for a protein of 214 amino acids. NCBI's taxonomy places the organism in Eukaryota, Viridiplantae, Streptophyta, Magnoliopsida, Poales, Poaceae.
AACGAGGCAAACGCAUCACGCCUCUUUUGUCUCUUCCGUGUAGAUCUCGCUUCGUGUACCAGAAACCCCGGCCCUACCCGCACCCACACCCCCGGCUCGCCGGAGAAUAACGCUGCUGCCGUAAUCACGUAAAUUCGUGGGCAUGGAGGGCGUGGGCGCGCGGCUAGGUCGCACUUCGGCACGCUACGGGCCGGCGACGACGUUCACGGGACCUGUUAGGAAGUGGCACAAGGAGUGGGUACCAGUGGUCGCCGCCGCCGUCAAUACCAACGCCAGCGCCAACGGUGGCGCGGCGCCCUCCACGGGGACGGGAUCUGGCGGAGGAUCCCGUGGGAAUAAUCUUCUCCUGUUUAAGUGGACCCCGGUGAACGGGGCUAACGGGGGAGGAGGGGAAGGGGAGCAGCAGCAGGCGGCGGAGACGGCCACGAGACGCAGGCGUUAUGUGCCGGUUUCUUUAAUGGAAGAGCAAAGACAAGAAUCUACCAAAUCUGAUGAUGAGAAUAAGGCUAAUGAUGGUGAUCCAUCUUCGAACGAAACUGAGCCAUCAAAUGAAAAGACUGAUAUCAAUGGUACACCUAUGGAUGAAUCUCAGGCAUCAGAUGAGGAUGGUCGAAACUCUGGUAAAAAUGGCGGUGAAACAGACCUAAAUUUGAAUUUAGGUUUGAAAGACCCGGACGGUGAUAAUGAAGUUGAGACAACCGAGAAACAUGAAGCGGCAAACAAUCCGCUGACAGAGAAUAGAUCCAAGAGGAAAUCCGUAACCCCUGACCUUGAGAUGAGAAUGUAACCCGGCAGUUUCAUUUGUCUAAUUUUUACUAUUUGCCAUGAGCCCAUGAGGUUUGUAACUUAGGUACAUGCUCAUCGUAGAAACAUUUCAGUAAAAUUAAUUACAGGACAUACAAUAGUGUGAACUGUCUGAACUUUUUUUUCCUUAAAUACGGAGGAGAAUUGUCUAAAGUCAAUGCCAAAUAUAAUUUAAUUUUCCAGAGGUUUUUGGAAUCGGAAAA